AGGAGCGUUAGCACCGUUUCUAUUUCGAGUCUGACUGACCUACGGUACUGUUGUUAGUGUGGCUGUGGUUUGCUAGACUUUAUCAACCCAAAAUGUCUAAUAUUCGCCCCAUUUCUCAACAAUUACAAGAGGUCGCUAAAAGGGAACUCAACGAAGACGAGUCCCAGGUGGACAGUCAUUUAAAAGUGAUCAGAUCGUGGCUCAUCGAGCUCGACCUGCAGUGCAGUCUUGUCGAUGAUCAGUUUUUGGUGGCAUUUUUGCGAGGAUGCAAAUUUAGUCUCGAGAAGGUGAAGAAAAAGAUUCUUCUGUUUUAUCAAACCCGUUCCGAGCUACCACAAAUCAUCCAAAACCGCGAUCCGUUGGAUAGUGAUGUGCUUAGAAUUAUACGCAUGGGUGUGGGGGUCCCAUUGCCAGAAACAGAGAAACCAACGGAUCCGAAAUUAUUCAUAAUACGUGUUGGCUGUUUCGAUGUCAACCAGUGUACAUUUGCUGACAUCAUAAAGGUGGGUACAAUGAUCAACGAUAUUCUGAUGCGCGAUGACGACCAAAUGGUGAUCUGUGGGAUGGCGCUAAUCAUCGAUCUCAAGGGAGUCACUGCCAACCAUUUGAUGCACUUCGAGAUGGAUCUGUUGCGUAAAGUGGCUAUCUUAAAUCAGGAUGCAUCGCCACUGCGCAUGCAAGGCAUCCACAUACUCCAUCCACCGCCUGGAGCACAAACGGCGUUAAACAUCUUCAAUGGACUACUGUCGGAGAAAAAUCAACAUAAAAGAAUUUAUACACACGGGCGAGAUCUGAAAUCACUGUAUCAGCAUUUCUCGCCUGCAAUACUGCCCAAGGAGUACGGCGGUGAUCUGGAAUCGAUCGAUACACUCGCAAAGCAAUGGGAAUUUAAAUUGGCAGACAAUCGCAGUUACCUCAUCGAUAUGGCUUUAUUGACCUCACAACCUUGCUCUUCGCCAUCCUCGGUAUUGAAAAAUGGUUCCACACAACGCAGCUUCGGAACCGAAGGCAGUUUUAGAAAGCUAGACUUCGACUAGGUGGAAAAACAUUAAUGCAAGUCAAGGUUAUAUUUUGAAUUGAGCGUGGCUUUUUCUAUGGAUUCUUUAAUUAACACUAUUUAUAUAAUUUAAUUCAGUUCGGUUUCCAAAGAUAGCUAUCUAUUAUUAAAACACAUCGAACUAUGCUUGAUUUUCACAUUUGUGUCAGUACUGAAAAAUCCACAAUCCACACAAGUUACAUGAGACGCAUGACAAACGACAAGCUUGACCCUGAUAUGUAUAAUUUACAAGUGGCAUAGUCAUGGACUCGAUAUGUGGAAAUUUAUCGUUUUUAUGUCUAAAAACAUAAUAAAUGUCCGGAAUUUGAACCAA
This is a messenger RNA of Anopheles gambiae (African malaria mosquito), 1370 nucleotides long. RefSeq names its product alpha-tocopherol transfer protein. The record is from RefSeq and is a predicted model, not a curated record. NCBI's taxonomy places the organism in Eukaryota, Metazoa, Arthropoda, Insecta, Diptera, Culicidae. Bases 93 to 1037 code for a protein of 314 amino acids. Gene Ontology annotation, molecular function: phosphatidylinositol bisphosphate binding. Gene Ontology annotation, cellular component: membrane. The transcript is spliced from 3 exons.